UGCAGAGCGCAUAGUUCCCGCGUGAGGCAUUUGGAAGCUUUCGGCCGAUAUGGCUUCGAAUGAACUUUGCGACCAAAGGUCCUAGUGCCUUCCGCAAGAAAAGACAAUGGCAACGCAAGAGCAAUCGGGGAGAUCCCAGGUGGAGGUGGUCGUGGAAGAGCAGUCGUUUGUGGUGAACCGGCGAUUGCUUGCCUUGUGUAGUCCGUUCUUCAGGCGCACUUUGGAAGAUGAGGGAAACAAGAACUUGAGAAAGCUUAAAUUGUCUGGAGUGUCUGCGGCAAUAUUCAGCACCCUACUUGACUACAUGCUCACCGGCCAACUAAAUGUGACGCCGGAAAACGUAUCGGAUGUAUUCAACGCUGCGUUUCGACUCAACAUGCCAGAUGUCGUGAACAAAUGCAUCGAGCUGCAGAGUGAAGCGACGCCACUGGGGCAGCAGGUGCUCAUGUACACGGCUGCACGAAGAAUGAACCGAGCAGACGAGGAACAGCGCGCGUACGACUUCUUGACGGCAAAUUUCAUUUCAGUCGCCAAUACGAAGGAGUUCCUUGAACUGGAUGCCCAAGAUGUCAUUCAACUGAUGUCAGCGCAGACCAUCGGUUGUCACAGUGAGGUUGAAGUUUUUGAAGCUGGGAUGCGGUGGGUGAACCAUAAUUCCGAGGAGCGCGACAAGCUUGCCACCAACAUCAUGGCUUCGGUUCGCUUCAACCACAUGAACCUGAGUGACCUACAUCACUGCCUCGAGUACCCCGGUGUACCCCGCGCUGUUCGACAGCAGAUCAUUCAUGUCAUAAGAGCGUGGCUCAACGCAGAGAGUGGAACUAUUGGCACUGAAACCGAAAGCAAAACGUCGCGACACUUCACGUCCUUCCAAAAUCAGUCGAGUGUGUCACUAACGGCCGAUUUCGAAGGGGUUCAUUCUGCUUCCAGUAACGCUCAACCACAAUCAGCAGACGUAGGAAGCACGUACACAACGUCUGACAGGUUUGUCCUCAGUAAGCCGCUCCAUACAAGGGGGAAUCAGGAUCGUCAUAACAGAGACGUCCUUGUGAGUAGUAUCAAUUUUGGAGCGAGUGAGGGAGAUAAAGAUACUUUAUCCAAGUCUCGCUCGUACAUGGACACGUUUCCAUCGAGGGGUAUUUAUGACGACUCUUCGUUUCGACGAAACCCAUCGUCUGAAGUUCAGGGAGCCUCAAGUAUAAUAUACUCUGAAAACAGUUCGGGCUCUGUGGUUGAAGAGGAGACGCGUCACAGGCGAGUGGUUCAGACUACAACUGAAGAGGUGAGAACCAUACGGAGGAUAAGAAGGUCUCGACUGGAUACGGAACCUCAGACACUCGUAGAAGAGACCUUGUGGUUCAGAAGAGGAGGUGAUGACUUGACGAAGCCACGACGUCCUGUUGACAUCAAUAUUCGAGAGAGCGAGUCCAUUCGAGUGUCUCCCACGUCGACGGAACCGGAAAAGAUCAUCCAAGGAUAUGAAAAUUUCGUUCGAGGCAUUGAGAUGCAGCAGACACCUCUUGUGGAACGGAACGAAAGGAUUCUAAGUGCCAGCUUUGCGUCUUCUCAGCUGACAGUUGGGGAAUUGCCGCAUGCUGACCAAAUGUGUAUUAUUUCUCCCAUUUCAUCACUGCAGGGGGACACAGCAUCGAUCGCCAAACCAUCUAUAAUAUCGAUAGGAGAAACUCGAAACAUAUCUGAACAGGAAGAACUUUACAGUCGUCAUGAAAUGUAUACUUCUUCUUCAGUGUCCGUGGGUAGUGCACCCCAGGGAACACGUUCAAUGGCAGAGUCUGGACUUGAACAGAAAGAUGACAAAACAAAGGUGGGCCCGUCAGAAUCCGAAAAAUCGUUUCUACCGGAAUUCUGGUUAGAAAGCACAGAAGUCUCCGCUUUUAAGACAAGUAGCUCUGAAAUGAAAUCUUUCCCAGAUAUAAAACGUUAUGAAGUUGAAGCACCACCGGACGUCGCUCUGAAAGAGCAAGCUCCAGUAUCUGAAACCUCCGAGCUUGUAGCUGAAGUGGGCGCAGUUCCGCACGGAGCACCGGUAACGAGAGAAACAGAGGCUACAGAAGGCACGUUUGAAACAGCUCUUGCAGCGUCAACCGAAACAGAACGUUCGAAAACAACGGAAGAUUGGGCAGUGCAAGAGUGGGUGCCAUCUCCUCCCCCCGAGGAAAUUCACAGUUCUGUAAUUGAAGAAGUGGUGUCACCUCUUCCUCCUGAAGACUUACACAGCGCUGCCGUUGGAGAAGCUGUCCUACCUCCUCCACCUGGGGAUCUUCAGGGCGCUGUAAUUGAAGAGGUAGUACCAUCACUACCUGAGGACGUGAAGAGCGUUGCAACUGAAGAGGUGGUGCCAUCUCCUCCUCCCGAAGAUCUCCAGAUCGCUGCAAUCGAAGUCGUGGUGCCAUCUCCCCCUGAACAUGUGAAGAGCGCUGCAAUUGAAGAGAUGGUGCCAUCACCACCUCCUGAACUUGCACAGAAUAUUGCAAUGGAAGAGGUAGUGCCAUCUCCCCCUCCUGAAAGUGUCCAGAGCGCUACAAUUGAAGAUGUAGUGCCAUCUCUACCUGAGGAUGUUAAGAGCGCGGCAGUUGAAGAGGUGGCUCCAUCGCCUCCUCCUAAAGAGCUCCAGAUCGCUACAAUUGAAGAGGGGGUGCCAUCUCCUCCUCCUGAAGCUCUCCAAAUUGAAUCAAUCGAAGACGUGGUGCCAUCUCCCCCACCUCAGGAUGUGCAGAGCGCUGCUGCUGAAGAGGUGGUGCCAUCUCCUCCUCCAGAAAGUGUCGAGAGCUCUGCAGUGCCAUCUCCUCUACUUGAGGAUGUGAAGAUCGCUACAAUCGAAGAGGUGGUGCCAUCUCCUCCUCCUGAAGAUAUCCACAUUGCUGCAAUCGAAGAGGUGGUGCCAUCUCCGCCUCCUGAAGAUAUCCACAUUGCUGCAAUCGAAGAGGUGGUGCCAUCUCCGCCUCCUGAAGACAUCCAAAUCGUUGCAAUCGAAGACGUGUUGCCAUCUCCUCCUCCUGAAGAUCUCCAGAUCGCUGCAAUCGAAGACGUGGCGCCAUCUCCUCCUCCUGAAGAUCUCCAUAUUGCUGCAAUCGAAGACUUGGUGCCAUCUCCUCCUUCUAAAGAUAUCCACAUAGCUGCAAUCGAAGACGUGGUGCCAUCUCCACCUCAUGAAUAUGUCCAGGGCGCUGUUAUUCAAAAGGGUGCAGAAUCUCCACUUCCUGAGGAGGUCCCAAGUUCUGCCACUGGGCCGUCUGUGCAGUCACCUCCUGAUGCAGGUAUCGAGAGCAAUGCCAUGCAGGAGUGGGUAGCAUCUCCACCUCCCGAGGAGAUUCCGAACUCCGCUCUUCAAGAGUGGUCAGAAUCUCCACCUCCCACGGAGAUUCCGAGCUCGGCUGUUAAAGUGUGGGUAGCGUCUCCACCUCCUCAGGAGAUCCCUAGCCCUGCCGUUGAGGCGCCUGUGAAGUCGCCUCCAACUGAAUAUCUGCAGGUAACUGCUGAACAAGAGUGGACAGAGGUUCCACCCCUCGAUGAGAUCCGAAGCCCAGCCAUUAAGGCGCCUGUGGAGUCCCCUCGUCAUGCAGAUAUCCAGAGCACUGCUAUUCAAGAGUGGGUAGCAUCUCCACCUCCCGAGGAGAUCCCGGGCCCAGCAGUUCAAGCGUCUGUAAAGGCACCUGCAGCUGAAGAUCUCCAGAGCACUGCGAUUCUAGAGUGGACAGAAUUUCCACUUCCCGAGGAGAUCCAGAGCUCUGUAGUCGAGACGUCUGUGAAGUCAUUUCCUAGUGCAGACAUCCAGAGCACUGCUAUUCAAGAGUGGGUAGCAUCCCCACCUCUCGAGGAGGUCCCGGGCCCUGCCGUUGAGGCGUCUGGGAAGUUACCUCCAACUGAAGAUCUAAGUACUGCUAUCUUGGAGUGGACAGAAUCUCCACUUCCCGAGGAGAUCCCAGCCCCUGCAGUUCAGGCGCCUGUCAAGUCACCUCCAACUGAAGAUCUUCAAGGCACUGCUAUCUUAGAGUGGACAGAAUCUCCACUUCCCGAGGAGAUCCCGGGCCCUGCAGUUGAGGCGCCUGUGAAGUCACCUCCAACUGAAGAUCUUCAAAGCACUGCUAUCAUAGAGUGGACAGAAUCUCCACUUCCCGAGGAGAUCCCGGGCCCUGCAGUUGAGGCGCCUGUGAAGUCACCUCCAACUGAAGGCCUUCAAAGCACUGCUAUCUUAGAGUGGACAGAACCUCAACUUCCCGAGGAGAUCCCGGGCCCAGCAGUUGAGGUGCCUAUGAAGUCACCUCCAACUGAAGGCCUUCAAAGCACUGCUAUCUUAGAGUGGACAGAAUCUCCACUUCCCGAGGAGAUCCAGGGCCCUGCAGUUGAGGCACCUGUGAAGUCACCUCCAACUGAAGAUCUUCAAAGCACUGCUAUCAUAGAGUGGACAGAAUCUCCACUUCCCGAGGAGAUCCCGGGCCCUGCAGUUGAGGCGCCUGCGAAGUCACCUCCAACUGAAGAUCUUCAAAGCACUGCUAUCUUAACAGAACCUCAACUUCCCGAGGAGAUCCCGGGCCCUGCAGUUGAGGCGCCUGUGAAGUCACCUCCAACUGAAGGCCUUCAAAGCACUGCUAUCUUAGAGUGGACAGAACCUCCACUUCCCGAGGAGAUCCCGGGCCCUGCAGUUGAGGCGCCUGUGAAGUCACCUCCAACUGAAGAUCUUCAAAGCACUGCUAUCAUAGAGAGGACAGAAUCUCCACUUCCCGAGGAGAUCCCGGGCCCUGCAGUUGAGGCGCCUGUGAAGUCACCUCCAACUGAAGGCCUUCAAAGCACUGCUAUCUUAGAGUGGACAGAACCUCCACUUCACGAGGAGAUGCCGGGCCCUGCAGUUGAGGCACCUGUGAAGUCACCUCCACCUGAAGAUCUUCAAAGCACUGCUAUCUUAGAGUGGACAGAAUCUCCACUUCCCAAGGAGAUCCCGUGCCCUGCAGCUGAGGCGCCUGUGAAGUCACCUCCAACUGAAGAUCUUCAAAGCACUGCUAUCAUAGAGUGGACAGAAUCUCCACUUCCAGAGGAGAUCCCGUGCCCUGCAGUUGAGGCGCCUGCGAAGUCACCUCCAACUGAAGAUCUUCAAAGCACUGCUAUCAUAGAGUGGACAGAAUCUCCACUUCCCGAGGAGAUCCCGGGCCCUGCAGUUGAGCCGUCUGUGAAGUCACCUCCAACUGAAGGCCUUCAAAGCACCGCUAUCUUAGAGCGGACAGAAUCUCCGCCUCCCGAGGAGAUCCCGAGCUCUGCUGCUGAGGCGUCUGUAGAGUCAUAUCCUACUCCCGAGUGGGCGGCAUCUCCUCCUCUGUUUAAGUCUGAAGGUGAGGAGGUCUCUUCGGCAGUUAGCAGGACGUACGUAUCCGCCCUUGAUGGGUUGGUCGAAGAGUUUCACACAAUAAAUGAAUCAUUCCUACAAGUAGGAAGCGUGGAUAUCAUGGUUGAUGAGGCCUUGAGGCCUCAAGAAGGCGAACGGAUCACAUCUGUUUAUGGCUCAGAUGCCGAGAUGCCGUCUGGAACAUCUAUGGUACAUACCACCAGUUCUCCAUUCGCAGCCGGAACUGAGGAUGAAUGGCUUUUACCCCAGGAAUUCCCACUAGAAUGGAGUCCACUUGCUAUUUUUCCGGAGGUUCUAGGAACGACAGCUAGGGUCACCUCAGCAACUGAAGGCACAAAGGGCAUAGUAGAAGUAACUUCUCGAGAACUUGCCGAUGAGCGGAGUCAAAUUGCAGCUAAAUCCGAGGGACAAAUUUCAGUGAGUAAAAAAGAAGCACCAAGCGCUGAGGAAGAUGUUGACUUGUCAUCAAAACUAGCGGAUGAAUGGGUUACGCUGGGAGCUUAUCCAGACGACAGUGUACAACCUCACGAAGUUUCUGCAACAAAGAGAAUGGAUACCAUAGAGCCCUUAUAUCCUUCAAGAGAGUCUCCGUCCUUCCAGCAGUACAGCGUUCCUCGCAGAGGAAAAUAUGUAUUGCAAAAGACAAAGAUAACCGCGACCACUGCUACGCACUCCGUAGAGCUGGUGGAAGAAAAUGUGACUCCCGCGAGUUUGCAGACAUCAGAAGAGGUUGACCACCACACAUGCAGACACGUAGAAAGCGCGAAUUUUUGCACAUGUCACAACGCCCUCGGCAAAGACAGCGGCAGAAACAAACCGCAUCCCUGCCAAGAGUCACAAGGAGUGUGCAGAGCGGAAAAAUUGAACCACAGGAAAUUCGCCGAGAAAGGUGGUGUUUCAAUGCCUCCGAGCCUGCUACGAACGCGCAUCUUUGCAGGAGGCUUGUCCCACACAGUUGAGCUCGUAAGUGAAAAAUCCAUCGUCACGCAGGACGACUUCGAUGCAUUACGUUUCAGUCCGUUCAUUCCAUCAUUCCAUUCAUUCAGUCGAUUCAUGCCAUCAUUGCGGAUUUCCGAACCGCAUAACGAGGAUAUUUACCUUUCCGGUUUUGAAAGGUGCGCACAUGGACACACUGACGCCGAUCGCCCAGAAGGUAACCUCGAGAACGAUGACAUUCCUACCUUAGUCGGAACAUCCAGGGACGAAGUGCCUAGGGCGAUUGAAGUCAUAAUGAGAAAAAUAUCGCAUGUAGCGUUGCAAAAACGUCAGCUGGAAGACGAGUACAGGAAAGAGGUUUCCGAGAACCGGUUGAAGAACAUUGAACAAAACCUCGAAAAAUUAACAAAGCGCGAGGACAGCCUGUAUAGGGCGCUCAAAAUGCUAGCGAACUCUAUGUCGUCGCCGAUGUUUCAUACGAGAUCCGAGGAAGUAUUCAGCACAACAAAUAGAGACUCCACCCAAAAGGAGUCUCAGUCAUUUUUCGGCCACAUCUCGUCAUCUGUCUUCAAGACAAAGAUGGAAGCACUAUCGACCCCAGUAACCACUUUGUUACCAGGAAUUAUAUACGAAGGUACUGUUAGUUCUUCGCAUGAUACCAUGCACACGAAGACUUACGUAGAAACUCAUUCACCAAAUGAUGUGCCAGAAGACAAGGUGUUGUCGUCGGUUGUCGUCGUCGUGGAAACUACGGUGACCGAGACACCUAGUGGAGACACUGAACAGCUCCACGAAGAGAGGGAUGUUAUUGAUAGCGCCACACGUGAUGAAUCGUUGAAGAUCCCACCAAAAGAUCGAAAAACUGUGUCAGAACCGAACUUGUCGUGCUCAAGACCCCCAACGACAGAGCAACCUGCGGAAGCAAGUAGGGUUGAACCGGAUCGGGCGAGGGCUUCAGAACAGCAGGCCGAAACUUUCCGGUUGAUGUUUAAUGAUGCGCAGCCCUCCAAACAGUCAAUGACCAACACAAAUGUUGCCGACACGAUAUUCAUCUCUGACACAGCAACUGUGUCGCACGCUACACCAACCGUUCCGCCGCAGGCCACGCAAGGCAUGGGAGCCGCUGCGGCGUUGCCUCCUAAGCAAGACUCGUCGCGGCAGUUGCUGAAAGUUGUUAGAAGGACGAUUGUGCAGGAAACCGUUACAACUACCACUACAGAAAAAAAAGUGAGCAUGAAAACUGUCGUGAACGAACUCACGGGAGUGCAGGAAGUGGACUCCCAUGUGGAAAUCACAACAAAAGAAGAGGUUCACGAUAAUAGACAAGAGGAGGUUGUAGAGUCUUACGAUUCUCAGAUACUUCAUUCUUCUGUAUCCGGAGUCACUGGCGACGGGGUCGUAGGGAAGGGCAUUCAAUCCACAAUGCGUAGCACGACCACAGACAUAGCGUGUUCAGCACCAGAGCAUCAGUUAUCUACUGAAAAACCAGUUGCAGCUUGGGGUACUGAUGACCAUUUGGCGGGAAGUCACAUUGGCAUAAACCUUGAGAGCCCUUCUGAUCACCAUUCUAUUUUAAAGUCGUCUCGAAAAGAGGAAUCUGAUCAUGACAAAAGCAAAAAACUUGAGUUCGGCAAAUCGGACGAGGUUUUUGUGGAUUCCGUUGCGGUGACGCAGGCAGAGCACGAGGGAGAAGAGGAGGCAGAAGAUGAGAAAGAGUAUGAAGAGGAAGCGAGUAUGUUUGCCCGGUUAGGCAGACAAGACUCCAUCGCUGUCUCUAAAAUUCGGUUGAUGAAACCGGAUAUUAAUACGGAGGUAGAGACCGAGGAUGCAGACAGCAAGACGAACGAAGGUGAACAAAAGGACGGUAAUUUUUUAGGGGAUAGUAACGGGGGGGAAGGGAAAGGAGGUACGGGACAAACUGCGGUGGAUUCGUCAGACGCAACCCAAGUGACUGGCGACACGUCCGUAGAAGUAUUUCGACAAGAGGUGUCCGACACAGAAAAGGCACCAUUGCUGGAUAUUCCACCAGAGACUUCGGAUUUUAACACUAUAAGUGACAUAGGCGAUUUUCAAGUAAAAAAAGCUGCAGAGCUGAAAGGUCCCCCGAAUGGUCCCUCCAGCAAGGUAAUUAAAGAGGUUAGAAACUGCGAAAAUUCCAUCAUGAUGGCCGAAACGCAAGAAGUUUUUUACUACACGAAAGAGAAGAUAACCAAGAAACGCAUAUCGGAAACCAAGGUACUGCGCGAAGUUCGCUCAUACACUGAGAUCGUAGUUGAACGAAAUACCAGUGAUGUGUCACUGAAACCCAAGAUGCCGGCAAUAAGCGAAGAGGUAGAGCCCUUAAAGUAUAAACCCCUAGGUGGGACCAGCUCCGUUAAAAGUAUUUCGGAGCAAACUGCAUCGGAAGGACCCGGUGAUGGGAAGCACACGAGUAUACUGCCAUGCAGUGAGAGCACAGUCUCUGCAGAUACCCGUGAAACCGAAGGCUUUAGGGGAGCCAGCAGUGGCGAGCUCCAGGGCAGCCAGACGAAGUCUUUGAUGGUUAGGCAGUCGUUGGAUAAUGAAGAAAAAUCGGUCCCAAAGCAUCAGAAGAUAUCAUACGAGACAUCGACCUCUACACAGUUAGAACUACCACCGGCACGUAUGCCUUGUUCAGAGGGGCCGAGUGUGUCUAAACCUACUUUUGAAGAGAAAACUCCGGAGGUCUUCCAGAACCCCUGUGAUACUUCAAAACUAACGGAUGGAAGAAGGGAGCAUAUUACGUCCAGUACAGAGCAGGGUCAUCAUGAGUCACGUGCAAGAAGUGCAGACACAGAAGGUAAAAGCGCUUGUAGCAUCGGUGACGCUGGGUUGGUGUCCUUCAGUGUGACUAGCCCUGACCUCACCAAGAAUUCUUCGAUGAUUCCGGAGCCGGGAACAAGCGUACACGAGCAUUUAGGAGAAUGUAGAAGAAACGACUCUGUCCAAUGCCAAGUAGAAAACCAGUCUUUGAAGAGCUCAAACAUAUGGCGAACAGAUGCCUCUAACGGAUCUGACUGCCAUGUGCAUAUGCAACCACUUUAUCUUGAAGAAUCAAUGGUGCUGUGCGAUACCACAGCAAAUAACUGCACUGAACCGUCAACUGCGGCGGUGGCUGCUGAAACCUGUUCCUUGAAUACAGAAAGCACGUCACUCGUCCUAGACCAGGUUCCUAGCAGUUUGCUGGCAGGAGUGGAUCACGCCAGCAUGCAGUCGCAAAAGUCAGAUCCAUACAAAAACUUUUCACCGACGACAUAUUACUCAUUAGUAAGCAGCCAAGCCGAUGCGAAUGUGGCAGCAACCGGAACCUCCCCACGCGACGCGAAGCUUGAAGAUUCGACUUGCACGUCUGCAGGUGCGCUUCUUCCCUUGGAAACGACAGAAGUUUUGUCGUUGUUGAAAAGUCCAGAAUGUGCGCGAACUAUUAUGGAGGGCAUGGCACAGUACGAUAUUGUUUCUCUAGAGCAUGCGCUCCAAGAGAGAUCCAGAUCGCUGCAACCACGUCACGUUGACGCAUUGGAACCAGAAGUUUAUCAAGAUAAGCGUCACGUCUUACCUGUAUUGCGUCGCUUUGCAUCGAAUGGUGAGGUCGCAGUGCAUGAAAAAGUGAUGUGCUGGUCGGUGGAAGGAAUGAUGGUGCGUCCACUUGCUCUGGAACGUAUGACUGAGCGUGCGGUUGUGGAAACUGAAAACGAAGAAAUGAAGAGCGUGCUCCCAUUGUACCCUGCGAGAACAGCCGCGGUUAGGACCCAUGAUACCCCAGUCGAAGUAUGCGGAACCCCUUUUGAUGAAUGCGCUCGUAGAGAAGUUGUCGAAUGGUGUUGUUCACAAGGGUUUAACUCUUGCGUUGUAGAAGUGGCGGCAAGAGAAAAAUUAAGGCAGAUAAUCGAAGGACCGCAUGAUCGGCUGAAGUCCACAUACCAAGACAUUCCAAUGCUUGUACACAAAGGCUCGACGAACGGACUUUCAGAGGUUUAUAUAAAAAACAACCUACUGACUUUGGCUGGACAACAGUUUAAACCUGACGAAUAUUUGACCGACGGGAAAGAGCACCCUAUCUACGAACUUGAAGAUGAAACACUGAAACUUAAGGAGACUGAGACGAAUAUUUCCAAUGAAGAUGUGCAGCUCGUAUUAACAGUAGUUCGACGAACUCUUGAAUCUUGCUCACGCUGUGAAAUUCCUGGGAUAUCCGGGCAUAAGAAAGAGGCAGGGCAUGACAUAUUAGACUCGAACAAUAAUAUUCUUUUGGUUGCGCGUUGUACUUCAAAAAACCUGGAUGCAGAGAACUAUGACUUUCCACGAAAGGACCAGCUAGAUCAAAGAAGGGAAUUCGGCAGCAGCCCACAACUGCCUUCUGCAAAAGAACUGGAAGGUAUCGGCAUGGAAGGUGCUUCAACAGAGCAAUCCGCUGCUUGUCUUCAAAUGUGUGCAAUGACAGCAGGAGUGGAACAGAGUCCCAGUGACAUCAAGAUCUCAUUGGAAAUACGGAGGUCAGCAACACAGAUUGCAGAGCCGUGCACAAUACCUGUAUUACGCCGAGAAGUACAACAAGAAACAUGUCUCUUCCAAAUCCCUCAAGCAAACGACAUUCAUGUUGUCCCUGAAACAAGAGAAAAUGGUCACGGGAAAAAUCUUUCAGAAAUAGGAGAAGCUGCAUUUUUGAAUAAAUAUGACGUAGAAGCUGGAAAAAUUUUGGAACCGUCCGUGGUAACUAGCCCUUCUGAGCUUGUUGAACUGAUACCGUUACCAGGAGGUACUACCACACAUCAACCUAGAAAUUGGAAUAAAGGUCAAGUUGCAAAUCAAGAUGAUCUCGAAUGCAGGCCAGUACUUUCCAUAUUUCCAAGACCACUCGACUCUUCGUGUAAUCAGUUUGCGACAAACAGAAGCGCGCCUUCCUUUAGACAUCUCGAAGAACGCAAUUUGGCCGCCGCUUUGCUUGCUACCGAAACACACAGUAAGCAUUGUGUGAAUCUUCAAGGCGUCCAAACCGUCAGCGAAUCCCUUGAAGCAGCUCCUGUGAGUACAGCAAGAGACCCACACGACAGUACAGUUACCCAACUGUCUACACGACCGACCGGUAUGCUGACUGAGGUGGAAGGCAAGACAUUACUAGAACUGUCCGUAGAAGGCAAGACGACUGUAUGGCCCAGAGACAUGGAGGCAUGUGCUCCAGCAGUGCCGUUUAGACCAGCAAAGGAAAUCUCAUCUCCCGCAGUGCGUUUGGGAUACACGUCUCAUAGAGAAUGCCCCGCGAAUUUCUCAAGCACUCCAGACGAACGGAGAGUGGAAUGCGCUGCCUUGGAGAACGCUUCUGAAGGUGGUGUGCUGUCUUUCAUAAACAAGAAUCUGGAAGUCACAGCGCGGUCGCCUGAUGAAGCAAUGAACGUUACUUUACUGGGCGUCACGGGCAUGGUGAUGAAGUACAACGAUAUAGAAGUAAAGAGGUUGUCAGAAAAUGUGGUGGCUGACGUUGGCAUCGUUCGAGCAUCAGCAGCAUCGAAUACAUACGUGACCGAACCUCAAACAGAGGAGCGCUGCGAUGAGGCUGCGCUCAUCUCUGAGGAAGCCCUUUCUGUGCAGGAAAUGAUAUUGGAUGAGAAGCUAAUGUUCUGCGAAGUCGUACCCGCGGUCUUGGACGAGCUGACGUACACACGCGAUGAAGGUCCUAAUGCGGACACGCGUGAUAUUUAUGCAAACUCUAUUGCGUUUGAUUCGUUCAGGGACGGUGCUGGCAUUGUAUGUCAACUAUCCUCGUCUGUCGCUUGCCUGCUGGAGCAGCAACGACAAAGUUCAAAACAGCUGCUUCCUGCAGAGGGCAUAGUCCAUGACGAUGGCGAUAAACUGCCGUGUAUACAUGAUGCAUCGGCUGUUGAUAGUGAAGCUGUGGACAUAGAUCCGUUGUCAAACAAAGUAGUUGACCGGAUUACGGCUGGACAGAUCGAGCUAUUGUCGUCAGCAUCUCAAGGCAUGAGCGAACACCCAGACAUAGAAGCUGAAGGUGUCGCACCUGAUGUGGUGGAAAUAAUUGUGAAUGAUUCUACAGGUGGAACAUCGUUAGGGAUUCCAGCAGGUGCCAUUAUGGAAACAAGCAUCCGUGGUGUGACAUCCGCCAACGCUAUUACUUUUCCUGUAUCCGAUAUUCAUCCUCGACAAGCGUCUGUGUUAGGUGAUCGACAUGGAGAAACAUGGAAACAGGAGCAUUACACCAUAAGGAACAUCAACGAACAAUCACUCGUGGAAAGAAUUACUAUUACUUCGUCAGAAAAUGCGAAUGUGGAAGAACAUCUGUGUGCGCCUGUAUCAAAUCUCCUGCUGGAAUGUACAGAUAUACCCGAAAGCCAAUCCUACAUUAUCUACGAGGAUCAUGAUGGUUGCGCACCGCCACAGAGCAAAGCUUUCACUGGCGAAGGCCCUGGUGAUUUAGUAUGUGUAGAUGCCAUGCUGCAUGCACAAGAAAAUGCAGAUCUUUCCAAUCGAGACAUACCGGAAGUCGUGAAUACCAUAUCGAGUCAAGAAUUUCGAUCCUCACGCAAACGAUGUGGGCAAAGUCGCGACGAAAGUGCUCUCGACGUUGGGAUACACGAUAAAUCGUCAUUACGGGAGGACGAAGGAAAACUUGCAAAUGAAGCGCCGCUUGUUCCUGUUGCGUCCGUGUGCGUCGCCACAGUUUCAUUUGACGCUGCACACACGAAAGAAGAUAUAGAAUGCAGGAACCAGAAGAACGCUUCACCUGAACUUCCACGUGAACGAAAUUUAGCAACUUAUUUUAAGAACGCGUUACCUACAACGUUAAGCAAGAUGUGCGCAAGAGUGACCGAAAAUCGAAACGAAAUGAAGAAACUUUCUUGUUUCUCACAAGCAGCAUUUAAAGGCUCGACUGAGUCACCUCGCCUGAGCGAUACGCACGAACCGGCUGUUGUCUCUAAUGGGAUCGUCAGCCCCGCAGGAAGAGUAAUGAGUGUUGAGACGGAAGUAGAACACGCCACGAUAGAAGACAAAAUGAUACAAAGUGCAAUAAACCAGCCCGUCGGUGAUAAACAAGGCUUAUACGAUGCUACAGCAGUCGAGGAAUCAUUCCAGCCACCAGGCGGUACAACUUUGCAUCCUUUGUGCCAUACAAACGACGAGCAUUAUUCGGGUGUAGCAGGAAUUUCGUCUUCCUAUCUGCCAGGUGGAGUUACCGACACUGGCCACUUUGUCAUCAAUAAGUGGCCCACUGUUCAGGCAAGUCCCACAGAUACUUCAGAAGGCGUGCUUAAAGACACCCUCAGAUUUUCAUCCAAUGCUCACAAGUUGUACCACAGUUCUGAUGAGGCUUCCCUUGAGGUAGACUGUUUCAAGCGGGGGACACAUAAUGCCCCAACAGUCAGUGGCUUGCCAGAGGUUUCCACGGAUAUUUUGCAGGGUUACAAAAGAGUAAUCGCUGAGAUGUCUGCACAGGCGACAGAUCCAAGCACGAGACCAGAAGAUUCUAGAAGAACUCAAGUUGCUGCAUGGGAACCUGAAGCACCUGAAACGAAGUCUGGAGCGCCUGUGGGUCUCGAUAAAAAUGCGGAAACUUAUAGGCGCGGUGAAGAAAGUCCACUUCGAAUACACACUUAUUUCUUACAAGAUCACAAAACGCUAGCAUCAACAAAUGUUUCUGUGGUUCUCCCUGUUGGAGGGAAGGGCACGGUCCCAAGAUAUAUAAGCGAUCACCAAUGUGUACAGCAUGAUGAGGAACGGGACAGAAGUGAUGACGCGGCUGGGCUAGAAGCUUCAUCGUUGGUACGAGCACGCACAAAACUAUCUGGGAGCGCACGUGUUGCAGAACGAUUUUCAGACAAUGUGGAAGCACGAGGGGCUUUGGUCGGAGAAGUAAGAGCUGCGGGAUGCCCACUGACAUACUUGUCGUGUGACGACCUCACGACAAUGCGUGGCCUGAAAGCACACAGUAGUCCUGAGGGCACUCAGCACCUGGCUGCGAUGAGUACAAGUGCUCACAAUAUAUCCCACGUCGCCACGACACCAGAAGAGGGAGAGAGCAUGCAGAACGUGAUCGGGUGUUUUUCAACAAAAGGUAUUGUGGCUCGCACAGAAGCGUCUGAGGAGGCAGUCACUGGGAACUACAGCAGGAUGAAAUCUAUACCAGUUGCAAUUGAAAGACAGAAGCCACAGUCUAUGGAAGGCGACGUGGGAGCUUCAGAAAAACACGACAUUCCUAUAAGCAAGCAACCACCAAGGGAAAGCAUGGCAAAGCUUUCUUGUAAGCCAUUGAGCAAGGUGCGGAAGAGCAGCGAUAUAGAUAUAGUGUCUGGUGCAACAACGUAUAAACGUUUUGCAGGGAGCCAUACCGCGAACACGGAAAGUGCGUUUAGCGAGCGACCAAACAAAAGUGAGUUGUCCUUGUGGGCUCACGAAGUAGACGAGAGACUUCAAGCUUGUCGAACUGUAGAGCAGUGUACCGUUAAUGCAGGAAGUGCAUCUGCAAGCAGUGACGCUACGGUAGGAGAGUGCAUAACUCAAACCGCUCUACCUGGGGUGGGAAUGUCUUCAACUAACGCGUCUACUCAAUUCCGUGUACCUCAGGAUUGUGCAUCAGAACAGUCGGUAUUUUUUGGGCAGUUGCAUCCCGGAAUACAUACCGCUGCGUGUGCUACCGAGGAAAUUUUUGCUGUGGCGUCAGGACGACUAAUUCCUUGCGAAAUUCAAAUUUCUUCAAUAACUGAGACGUUUCACGCCUCCACCAGCAUGCUUAAGACUUGUAGUACCUAUGGCACGUCGGACGCAACACAGAAAAUUGCUACACGCACGACGCGUGAAUUCACGACAUCUGCAAGUUGUGUCUCAGCCUCACCGCAUGUUCAUGAAAUUUUCGAGUCACCUAUCGCAACCGAUGUACAAGAACAUUCAGGAUCGAAAAUUGCAUUGAAGCCAUCCUCUAAAGCUACGAAGCAACCGACAUUAUUUGAAAGAGUUCCUGACAAACUCUCCGCAAGACGCCGUGUCUGUCGUAAGACUGUGUCUCUGAAGCUCCACGCGGUUGCUCCGGCACCUUUCGAAGAGGCCUACGACGGCCUUUCGACCGCUUCCGCGGGCCUUUCGACUCUGAAUCUGUCACAGGAAUGCACAGAAGAAAAGGAAUUUGGAGCAUUAAUGGCCAUUCACGCGCCGACAUGGUCACAGACAGAAGUCGUCGCACAUAUGGAGGCUCUUCCGCUGAUAAGGACAUCUACUGAAGCGUAUCAAAACGAAAAUAUAUUUGAAAGAAAAUUAUUUCGCAGCAGUGAUAGUUCCAGGAAGCCGUCUGGUUCGCAAUCUGCAGAUGUGCUAAUGGCACCAAAAAAAUUGAUCGAUUUACAAGGUGGGACCACAUCGACCGGAUGCAGCGUAACCUCGGAAACUACUUCGAAGAGCGCUGAAACGUCGGUAGUCAAACAGUUCAAACCGUCACCGCAUGCCGUUACUUCAGGCGCUCCAACCGUUUCAGGCAAACAAGGCUCUCUGAAGCUAGAAGCGGGAGCAAUUGUGCCGUGGGAAGACCUCCAACCUAGGGUGGCGCCUCUUGCUUCAUUACAACCUGCCGAGAAAGGGCUUUUAUGUACAAGCGAUGUGCUAACUGGAGUUGCAGAGACUGCAGCAUUCUUGACAUCAGGAAAGGACCGCGCCUCCCAGUCUCUCCCCAAAACUUCAAAGGAGAAGCGCCUUAUGGGAUCGUCGAAAGUCCGCGAUAUAAUUCGCCAAAUGAAUCAGCAGCUUCAGCCCAGUGUUGUCACACCUCAAGAGUUCGAACGUCCUGCAUAUGCACCACAGGCGUCAUGGCCACCGACUCAAACUGAUGUUUGUGAGAUUAUUCGAGACGAAAUUGAGCGUCCGGAUAUCGUUUAUUGUACAUCUCCGAACUCAACGGCCGAGGAAGGUUUCGUGCACGACGUUACUGCUAUGCCUACCAUCGCUCGGGGAACCGUUGGGAAGAAGUUGCAGUCCACUGCAGAUGACAGUCGCGGAACCGCGGCGACGCCCUGCAAGCGUAGUAAGUCAAUGUUGGAUGUGUUCAAGCAUGAUCGUCCCUCUCUGGCCUGGCCUGAUAAUGACAGAGAACCGAAUGGAACGCCCAUUCUUUAUUCAAUGAGGAAGGACACUGAGGGAGUGGAGAAUCAUUCAGCGUUUUCUAGGAAGAGUACAUCGAGGGAUGAUUAUUUUGAAUCUCUCAAAACGAACAAGAAGGAAACUAUAUUUUGGAGCACGAAACCAUCUGAAAACAAAAGAAAUAGACAACCAGAACAGAAACAGACGUCGAAACAGCUGUGGAAUGUAGGUAGACCACAGCAUCCGAAAUCUGCUUUAAUAAAUGAAGCGUUACGAGCAGAGCCUUCUCGAGAUGUUUCGGGGACGAAAAAGCACAAGACCGUUAUUCCCGACCUCUACGUCUUGGAAGGAAGUAGCUGGAGGCUAGGAGAUAGUGUUAGUGUGCACUGUGAAAAUUCGAGCACAUACAGAACGACAAAAGACACAAACGAGUCACCGGUGGUUCAGGGAAACCCCCUUGUAUCAGACUCACCUGAACGAACAGAGAACGAGACACGUCUCCUUAGCGUUGGAUCUCCUGAAAAAAAGGCUACGCAGAAAAUAGCAGAGGAACCGCCUCAAGUUCCACGAAAUCAGGAUAACAGUGAUGCGCACGAGCUGCAGGGGCCUGCUGGGCAGUCUAUCCAAGAUGAAUCCCUCACGAUGGACGAACUUGCCGAGUACAUGAAGCUUGCGAAGGACCUAAAAGUCAGAAGAGGGUCCUGCUAUCCACCGGGGGGCCUUAAGCCAGCAAAGAUACUCACCACUACCUGCUCCCGCAAGAAGCCGACUGUAACCAUGGAGGCCAAGAUAGAGCUUCACGGUAAAGGGCACGUUACGAUGACUUUUGACGCCAUAGCUGAAGAGGAAACUGAAGCGGACGAAAGUAAUGUGUUUCAACCUCCUUCCAUCGCCUCAGUUGUGCAAACACCAAGGCGAGGUAACGUCGACGAGAAAGAUGGGUCUGUUCCGCCAUCUACACCGUUUCCAGAAGGCAUGAAACGAAAGUCUGUCGAUUUCGGUCGUGUGGGACGCCAGAGGAGCCUGACAUAUGAACCUCUGGAACCACCGUGCAGCGUUAGUCACACAGUGGCCGCGCUGGAGCACAAAAAGGAUCAGAUCAGCCCUUCUUCCACAUCAAAGGACAGCAUUGAUUACCCAACGCAAGAGUCCCCAGGUGGUGUCCCCAAAGACGUUUCGCCGACGAGUGAAAACAAGACAUGCGUUACCAGAGAUCUUGCGGCUUCGCCCUUGAAAUCUGCUAUUAAGAAUAUCCAUAAAGAAGAACUGGCCUCUGGGUCAUUGUCUGCAGCAUCGCUUCCGCCAGAAAAAAUACCAGUGUCACCGGUCUUGCAACCAAUACACCCCUCGCGUCCUUUCAAAAUGGAAGCAAAAGACAAAGACUAUUCUGCUUGUCAGAUUGCUAUGUCAGAUUUUAGCGGUUUCCUUCCUUCUGGUCUUUCGUUAGCUGACGGGCAGCCAGAGGUAUCGCUGAAUAUUCAUCAGCCUGCGACAGGGCCCGGGGACAUGACCUCACCUGUUCAACAACAACUUGCACUGGAACAUACUGAGACGACGCGUGCCUUAGAAAAAACAAACGAACCAUCGAAACCAUCGGGCAAGGAACAGCCGGAGUGCACACGCCUCGAGGAAGAUGUCCAAACAUAUGAGGUUCUCAAAGGUGACGUCAAGCAAGACGAGGGAAAUACACCUCCUCCCACGCAGGAAAUUAAUGACCGGAUGGCAGACACUGCAUCUCACGUACGUGAACAUAAAGACAAAAAAACAGAUAGGCAAGAAACCAAGGCGGGAGAUGCUGCUGCACUAAGGGAUCUACAUGCACCAGUGAAGCAAAUGUCAGGAAAUGUGUCACCAAUGAGUCAUCCCUCGUCUAGCAGAGAUGAGAAGUUCAUCGCUAAGACAGGUCUAAUAGCGACAAGCACUUCUACUGUGAGACGUCUAUAUGAAGAAAUUCCUUCUCCUAAAUCGCUGAUUGACAAACAACAUUACCUCAAUGGAAAACAUGGCGAUACAGUUGAUCGCAGAAAGCUUGGGGCUGUCACUGCUGGUGUCCAUCUAGCGCAAGAGUAUAUGACACCGAGCGCGACCGCGUAUUUUGAAACUCUUGCCGAGCCUGUAGCUACAGGUGCUUCAGUUGCUUCGCCACCCAAAGCAGUCGUCUCAACCACCCAACCCUCAUUGUCGGACGAACAACCUACACUGUUGACCACAGAAAAGUCCGAAAACAUACGUGAACUGCGGAGUGUAGCAGCACCCACGCCUGUAGUUGAGAGUGAGCCGUACCUGCAACCAGGAGGAAGUGAGUCACAGGAGAAGCAACGCACCGAAGUGCCAGAGGAAGCUGUAACGGGGUCUCUUGAAGUGCAGGAUGAAGCCCAAGGAGAAGCACCAAGUACAAUGGUGUCACCUUACAAAAGAAGUGAGCUGACGUCACAAGAAAACGUCCAGGAAAACAUACCGGCUUCUAGGACGGAAGCUAGCGAAGGAACAAUACAACCUUAUAUUGAGAAAAAUAUAAUAGAAUCUGCAUUACCAGCUGCUCCAGUGGAGCUUGUGCCUAGUGACGAUCAAUAUGCACAUCAAGAGCAUGCUGAACUGCAUGCUGACGUAACUUCGACGGACACUACCGUAUCUAAACAAGAUAAGGUAGAGGAGGAACUUACUGUACAAUCUACUGCGAAGCACGGCGAGGGAGCUACCCGUAACGCACAACCUGUAGAAGCUGAUCAAGACAUUCUAAAGCAUGACGUUCCCAAACCUUGCGCAACUGUAGAACAAGUAACACUGGAACCUCCGUCCACCGGAACUCCUACUGUCCGCGAACCUCAUGUUGUUGAGAAAGAUGAUGGUAAUGAGUUCGAACGGAUACAAGACAAACUGCAGGAAUUGCCCGAAAAAGUAUCUGACGAAACACUGACGCAUCAACAAAGGGAACCAAGCUCAGCACAUGCUGAAUCAAUGCCUGCAUUAACUGCAGAACAAACAAUACAAAGACCACCGUCCUGCGAAACAGCAGAGGUGGCCCACGAACCUGGUACGGCUGAGAAGGAGUCGGAUAAAGACGAACAGACACAAGAGAACUUGCACGAACUACCGGGAGAAACGUCUGACAAAAAGUUGCCGCAAACUAUUCCGCUGCAAGCAAUCUCGGAAGACAGUGGAAUGAAGUCACAUACUAACAACGUUCCAGUUGUUCAUGAGAAAGACGGCUUACCUCACAGGACAGCUGAAGCGCCUUCGACAGUACUCGAGGAGGUAAACCGUGUGAGAGCAUUGCUCGACUUUGAGGUUGCCCUGUCGAAUCAGCGUCCUUCCGUUGUGCCCAGAGCCGAAGAAGUACUUCAUGCUCUCACGCUACCCGAUGAGGAAAAGAAAGUGCAUGAAGAAAGUGCGGUGCCUGGGGACGCUGCAGAGCUGGCAAAGCCUGGGGAAAACGCCGGAACUACCAUGGAUGUCGAGGACGAAGCUAAUGCAUUACAGGCAAGUGACUUCAACGAAGGUCCAAUAGCCGAUUGGGAAGUUGAACUACAGAAGCUGCGUAUAUCUCGGCUCCAGGGCAGUCCUUAUGAAGUACGGUUUGCGCAAUCGGUUUCAAAACCUUUUACACAUGCCCCUAUCGAGCUGGCCAGCUCCGCCGAAUUAAAGAGUGACGAACAAGGUGUCCGGGCUCCUACAGAAACGGCAACAAAGAAGGCAAGAGGAGGACCGCAGCGGUUAACAUCUUUUGCGCCUGCCUACGACUCGUCUCUAGUAAUUUUGCACGAGAAUGAUAUUCUCAGUUUAUCAACGUCGGCCUAUGACAUCCUUAUCCAGUGUGAGCGAGAAAUAGUGCAGCAUUUGCAUGACGCCGCAGCUGUUUCCGAAAAGCUUGUGAGUCCAGAAAGCACGGCGGAAGUGCCUCAGAUGGACGCUGAGACUGCGCCUCAGCAGGUGUUGUCAAGUGAAGAGGUAAUACUACCGUCACUUAAAGAGGAUGUUUCCAAGAAAAUCGCACUCGAUGCUGAUGUUGCUGGGAAACCGCGCAUGGGUGAAGCACAAGGUGAUAACGCGCCGGGGAACAUUAGAGAACUGGAGGGAGGGGCACCAGUCGAGGCAGCAAAGGUGGAUCAUGCCUGGGAAGUUACCGUAACCAUGACGCCUGUUGGGGCUGACAUGAAAACAAUGGCUACCAAAGUCCCUGCAGCGCCGAAAGAACCAAUUGUGGCAGACAAGACGCGAUAUGAAGCACAAGGCAUCAAGGGAGAAAGCACUGAAGAGCAAGCAGGGGAUGAUAGAAGACAUGGAAGUGCACCAGGAGAAAAAGAGCAUGAGCCAGCCCUGCCUAUGCAGGGUGCACAGGGCAGCCAUCCUCAGUCCGCACCAGCAGGAAAUGCACCUGUUAACUUAGGGGAUCAGCCAACACAGACACGUGACGCGACAGGCCCCAGAGAGGUGGAAGCAUCAGGAGCUCUCGUGGAAAGAAUGCCAACCGAGGUUGCUUCAAAGGAAGAAUCUCCACACGCUAUGGUAACCAGAGAGGUUCCGGGUGCAUGUGUUGAAAGUCAAGACUUACAGCUUGAAGAGAAGCGGGUGCAAGAAACGAUCGAAGCUGCGGCAAGUAUACACGUACAAAAAGAGAGCGCAAAGCCUGAAACAACGGUCCCAACCACUGGGGAACGCGACCUGCUUGAAGCAAGGCUAGAUUCAGAAACAAAGCACGAAGGAGGAGACGCAACUGCAAGCGUAACACCAGAUCAACCUUCAGAGCAAGUUCCUGAACCACUUCUUGCGGAAACAAAGGUAACCAAAAGCGAGGAGAUAGUGGGAAAACCUGCCGCAGAAAAGGCCCACUACGAAAAGCUCGCCUCAAUCGAAGAAGCUGAGGAACAACUAAGCGUAGAAGCUGAAAAAGUGGCGAUAUCAAAAACACCUGCGGAUCAAGUCGUCCACCCAGCACAGGAAACAGUAGGAGGCGAAGAAAGUAAAAUAAUUGUUGAUGAUUCUGAACCAGCUGCAACCGAGCGAAGAGAGCCUGAGAGCGACGUCACGGAAGGAGCACCGUGCGGUGUUGAAGCGGAACGGAGCACCUUCAGCCAAGACUCAAUGAAGAACUGGGAAACCGAGUUACGACAACUUCGUAACUCCCGGUUGCAGUACAGCCCUCAUGAAGCCGAACAACUAAAAGCGGGUCCCCAAGAUCUUCCAAUGUCACAUAUACCGACCAGACCUGGUGAUAGAGAACUAAGUGAAACCAACAUUCCGAUUGUGGUCCAGGGAGGAGGGCUAAAAAAGGGUGAACUGGGACCUCAGCGUUUCGCGUCUUUCGCGCCCACAGUGACCAGUGAUGACAGUGUUGUAAUCGUCUACGAGCACGAUAUUCUAAAUUUAGUGACGUCAGAUUACGAAGUUCGUAUUCACUGCGAGCGUGAAGUCAAGGAGUGUUUUCGAGAUGCGGGGGUGUCAAGGCAGCCUUUGUCCACAGAGGCCACACGAGAAAUAAUCACGUCACAGGAAAGGCGCACCGAGUUACAAGCAGAACACCUAGCAGUGUUACACGAAGAUAUCGUACAGCCUUCUGACGAAGUCGCUACUAAAGACGUGUCAAUUCCGAAGGAAACGGAAAAAGAUGCUUUUAAAGAGCUUGUUCCCAGUCAGUUGGAGCCUGCACCUACUACUUUGGAAGCGGGUACUACAGGGUUAGCUGUAGACUACAUGACGCCUCAUGAACCCAUUCUGGGCACAGAAGGUUCAGAUAAUAAACAAACCGUGAAAGAUGCCACUGUCACGGAGUCGCCAACCGAGCUCCUUGUUCAAGAUGCAUCUCUGCCACCCCAGCUGCAUGAAACAAAAGAUAUACGAACCCCACUAGAAAACGAGAGUCUCAAAGUGCCAGUAGCGGAAAUGAUGGAUGAGGCUUUCAUUGAUAAACCACAUUUGAAGGACGCUAAAGGUCAUAUUGCAGACUUGAGUGAAGAAAGAACUGGCACAGUGGUAGAAGGAAAAGCGAUCGACGUGAAUGACACGCAUGUGCUCCCUGAAGAGCAUAGUGUACUGUCCCAUAUAGAGGACCACGUUGCUGGUGCAGUGGUCCCUUGUGAAACUAGAAUGAUAGCAGUUGAACGGAAUGAGAUUACAGAGAGGACAAGUACGGAGGUUGCAUUGCCAGAGUCCUCCCAUGUAGCCCUCAUGGAAGAAUUUCCUGAUAGGACAAAAUCGCUCGACGUUCUGACUAUUAAUGAAAAACACAUCCAGCUGGAUGAGGCGGUAGUAAAGAGCCAAUGCAUGCCGGUGCAAGAAGCAAACGCGUUUGUUGCCCAUGAAGUUCCAGGUGAAGUUGCAGAACUUCCUAAGACUGAAGCGAAAGGUGACACCGCGGACAUCCGCGAAGAGAAAACUGGCUCAGUGCUUGAGGGAAAAGCGAAGAACGUGGAUAACACACCUGUGCUCCCUGAAGAGCAUAAUAUACUGCCCCACAUAGAGUCAGUAGAGCACCACAUUGCUGGCGCAAUGGUUCCUGGUGAUACAAGAAUGAUACCAGCAGCACCGACUGAGAUUAUAGAAAGGACAGAUACUGAAGUUGCGCUGCCACAGCCUUCCGAUGUAGCGCUAAAGGAGGAACUUCCCGAUAGGAGUAAAGCAAUCGCAGUUGUGAGUACUAAUGAAAAACCUAUCCAGCAGGAUAAGCCCGUAGUAAAGAGCGAAGGCAUGCCCGUGCAAGCAGGAAAGGCGUUCAUUGCCGAUGAAGUUCCAGAGCCUCCGGAGACUGAAUCAAAAGCGCCACCUAUUGGAGAAGGCGUUUUGCAUGAAGACCGUACCGGUCCCAAGGAAACAAUGCCAGAGAACGUUCCGUUGAUAGCUGCGUCGUCCACUGGACUACCUGUCGAGUACAGUGAGGCUGCGGUCACAGAAGUCGGCUCGCGUGAAAUAUCAACGGAGGACGAAAAACGUGUGAAGGAACCUCUCCAGAUGCAACCUGAAGACGACACUGCACUAAACAAAGUGAUUCCGCUGGAAGAACUAAAGGAGAUCGAAACAAAACUUCUGCAAACAUGCACGCUGAAUAACGCACUGUUUACGGAGAUUGCUCAACCUAGCAUACCCUGCACUGAAGAGAGGUAUGCCAAAGCUGUUUCUCCUAGUCAGACGCUCGAGGAAAGUCACAUACCUCAAGAAACAAGAGGCGAGACUGCAUACGAACCUAGACCCAGUGUAAUGUUACAGGAAGGCGAGCUAGUAAAACAGGCGUCGUGUAGUCAACUGGGCCUUAUUGAAUCUUAUAUGGCUGGUCUGUUAGAAGGAGGAACUGUCUUGCCUCAGGCAACCUUAAUCGGCCUAUCGUCACGAUAUGUAAAAUCGCCUCUUCAAGAUGACACACAGACUGCUGUAGUAGAAGUCGUCUCCCACGAAAUAUCAACUGAGGAGGAAAAACAUGUGCAAGCACGUUUGGAAAUACAACCUGACUACGAUAGAGCAGCAGAGGAAGCUCUUCUCCUCGAAGAACUGAGGGAGACGGAAACGGAACUCUUGCAUAUAUGCACGCAUGAAAAUAUGCUCUUCACGGAGGUCGACCGGGCUAUCAUGCCCUACACUCUGGAUGCGAAACCUGUUGCUCUUGGUGAACCAGCUAGGGAAAGGCAAAUUCCUCGAGAAACGCGAGACGACACUGCAUCAGAACCAACAGCCAGCGUAGUCAUAGACGAAUCCGAGCUAGCGAGACACGCAUUGGAUUCACAUGCUCAGUUAGACCUUAUGGAGUCUUACAUGGUUGAUUUGUUAGCGGGAGGAACUGUAUUGCCCUAUGAAACUUCAGGCGGUCUAUCGCCAGGAACUGUCAGUGCCCGUGAUGAACCAUCAGUACCUGGCGUAGGAAUCCCACACCAGGUUUCCUCAGUAUUCCUUGUACCACCCCCUGUCGAAAGCCUUCCUGCUCGCCCUACCUCUCGUACUGCGGAUACGCAGACAGAAGUGAGCGGUACUCCAUCGGGUGUGUCCAUAGAAACUUGCGUUCAUAGCAAAGACCUUCGCGAAGCUUCCACCUACGCAUAUCUUUCGGAAGACACGGAUGAAGGCCGAAGAGUUCCAGACGAUUAUCUACCACUUUACUUGCACAGAGUGACACUCAAUGAUAAGCCCUCAAUAGCAGAUAUGAUUCAGAAGAUGACACCAUGUAGCGAGGAGUGGGAGGAAACUAUUCCACUCAAUUGGAAGGUGAACCCAGCCAAGGACCUAGAGAGGUGGCCUUCGCCCUGUGUGCAGGACGUUCGUUCACCAUCUCUUUUGAUUCUCGGGGGUAUCAACCUGAGUGCGCUGGACCAGGUCCUCACAGGGUGCGUGAUUCUUCGCUAUAACUUUGAAGAAAAGGAAUGGAGACGUUGCAGCAUGAUGCCCCUUCCUCGUUAUGGACAUAGAUGCGUCUUCAUGAAUGGCGAGAUCUACAUCAUUGGGGGCUUCGAUAACCGCGACGCUAACUACGGCCUACGGAUAUCCACCAGCUUCUGUUUCCGUUAUAAUGCUCGAUCCGGGGAAUGGAGCGUGGUGGCACCGCUCAAGCACGCAAGGGGUUAUCACGGAGUCGCUGUCGUCAAUGGCCGCAUCUACGCUGUUGGCGGCGUUGACGCUAAUGAUAUGCUGCUGGCCAGCGUGGAAUGGUACAACCACGAUGAUAACUCCUGGACCGUACUGGACAAGGGCCUGUACUGCGGUCGAAUGGGAAUGGGAGUGACAGCGUUUCAGAACAACCUGUGGGUAGUCGGGGGCAUCGUGCAGAUCACUUGCAAGCAGACAUGUUCAACGGCAUAUGCUGAAGUCUACAAUCCAGCAACAAACCAGUGGACAUACGCAGCGAGCUACUUACCGUCUCCACGAACGUGUGUGUCGCUUCUGAACGUCAACGAUGCGGAAUUAUAUUGCUUCGGCGGCAUCUUCUACAACUCCGCGAGCGCAGGCAGAAAGCUGCUUACCAUCGACGACAUCCUAGUGUACACAGACGGCAAAAAGGCCUGGAAGCAGGUGGCCAGCAUGCCUGCGCCACGCCAUAACGCGCACAUCAUACAGCACAAUGGAGAAACUUUCGUCGUGGGUGGCCAGGAUGUGGAGAAGCCCAACCAUCCAGUGACCGACGUCUCAUCCAUGGAGUUGUCAAGCAACAAAUUCCAAUGGAAAUGCCUCAAGGACAUACCUCUGCCGAUCUCCGCCUAUGGAGCUGUCAUCGUACCACCUCUGGAAGGAUAAAAGGCCCCGUGUGUCCCGCAAAUUAGUGAUACGCUCUACUGGCGCGGAUUAAUAACGCGCCUGUCAAAUACUGCCAAAAACAAUAUCGAUUAUUCUCUUUUGACGUGCGCAAUGCGGGAAACUGCAGCAACGCCUGCGGCUUCCCUUCUACUUUAGAAUAACCUCAAUAAAUUAUCAUUUACGCUCUU
Messenger RNA from Ornithodoros turicata, 25785 nucleotides. RefSeq lists its product as uncharacterized. The transcript is spliced from 13 exons. Lineage: Eukaryota; Metazoa; Arthropoda; Arachnida; Ixodida; Argasidae. The record is from RefSeq and is a predicted model, not a curated record. Gene Ontology annotation, molecular function: protein binding. The coding region runs from base 107 to 25597 and encodes 8496 amino acids.